Molecule: messenger RNA, 5288 nt
Organism: Nasonia vitripennis (jewel wasp)
Lineage: Eukaryota; Metazoa; Arthropoda; Insecta; Hymenoptera; Pteromalidae
Gene: raptor
Product: regulatory-associated protein of mTOR
Exons: 21
Coding region: 369-4310 (1313 amino acids)
Biological process (GO): positive regulation of cell growth; positive regulation of protein serine/threonine kinase activity; cellular response to amino acid stimulus
Cellular component (GO): cytoplasm; TORC1 complex
Molecular function (GO): protein-macromolecule adaptor activity; protein binding
Source: RefSeq, a predicted model, not a curated record
UAAUACAAGCAUCGGAUCGAGUAGCCGAGAGCUCGCAGCAGUGCCUCUAUAGCUUCCGCUCGGGACGCGAGGUCUUGAGGUUACGGUGCGUCUGCUGCAUAGUGCAGAGAAUAUAGUGUGCAUCCACACGAGGUGUGUGUAAUUCCUUGUGCGCCGAAUGUCCGUAGUAGUAGUGCCGCCGCUAGAAAACGGAGUAAAUCCGUUGUCGCGUGAGCUGCUGAAACGCGUUGCUUGUUUAAAGACCAGUUGUCUACACAAGUAGCCAAGUAAUAUAAGUAGUGCAUAUAGGAGUAGCAGAAUCAACAGUCCGCAUUACAACGCAAUAGGUUGGUUUGUUGAGGAAGACGACGACGACGAGCGGACUGGCAAUGUCGCUACUCGUGUCGUUGCGCGGCAGCCGCGGCGACAGCGAUGAGAGUAGCGACGGUUCAUCCACGACGAUGCCACCCCCGUCGACAGUGUCGGUCAGGUCGAUCAAGAACAUACUCAAGCACAUGGAAAACGACGUGGACUGGCGCAUGCCGUUGGCAUUCAACAAGCCAAGGCACACCGUCACCAUCGAGGGUGUCAACUGCAUCAGCCAGACCUGGCGCAUGAAAGAACGGAUGAAAACCGUGAGCGUCGCCCUGGUGCUCUGCCUGAAUGUUGGCGUCGAUCCUCCGGACAUCGUUAAGACACAGCCCUGCGCUCGACUCGAGUGCUGGAUCGAUCCACUGUCGUUGAGUCCUCAAAAGGCUCUCGAGACCAUAGGUUCUAAUCUGCAGAAGCAAUACGAGAGGUGGCAGCCUAGAGCCAGAUAUAAACAGAGCUUGGAUCCAACAGUAGAGGAGGUCAAAAAGCUCUGUACGUCUUUGAGAAGGAAUGCUAAGGAGGAGCGAGUACUUUUUCAUUAUAAUGGUCAUGGUGUACCAAAGCCUACGAGUAAUGGAGAGAUAUGGGUAUUCAAUAGGACAUAUACUCAGUACAUUCCUCUGUCUGUGUACGACUUACAAACUUGGAUGGGAGCCCCUAGUAUUUAUGUAUACGAUUGUUCUAAUGCAGGUAUAAUUGUUGAUUCUUUUCAACAGUUUGCUGAUCAGCAUGAAAAGGAGUAUGAGUUGGAAAAGCAAGCUAUUCAACAAAACAGAACAGCAGGUGCUGUUCCAUUGACAGCCCCGUCCUAUAAGAAUUGUAUUCAGUUGGCAGCUUGUGCAGCCAAUCAAAUUUUACCUAUGAAUCCAGAUCUUCCAGCAGAUAUAUUCACAUCUUGCCUUACAACUCCUAUUAAAAUUGCAUUACGCUGGUUUGUAAUGCAAAACACAUCCAAGUUGGUGCCAAAAGUAUCACUAGACCUCAUAGACAAAAUACCUGGUCAAUUGACAGAUAGAAGGACUAUGUUAGGAGAACUCAACUGGAUUUUUACUGCUAUUACAGAUACUAUAGCAUGGAAUACACUACCUAGAGAUUUAUUCCAAAGGUUAUUUAGACAAGAUUUACUGGUUGCUAGUUUAUUUAGAAAUUUUUUAUUAGCUGAGCGAAUAUUACGAUCCUAUGACUGUACACCAGUUUCUUGUCCAAAGCUGCCUCCCACAUAUCAGCAUCCAAUGUGGCAGGCAUGGGAUUUAGCUCUAGAUUUGUGUUUAGCACAAUUACCAAAUAUUUUAGAAUCGGAGGAUCGGUUUGUUCACUCGCCAUUUUUUGAAGAACAGCUUACUGCUUUUCAAGUUUGGCUUGUAUUAGGUUCCAAAAAUCGUAAUCCUCCAGAGCAGCUUCCUAUAGUUCUACAAGUAUUGCUUAGUCAGGUGCACAGACUCAGAGCAUUGGAAUUGCUAGGACGAUUCCUUGAUCUAGGGCCAUGGGCAGUCAAUUUAGCUUUGAGCGUUGGGAUCUUUCCUUACGUGCUAAAAUUAUUGCAAAGCAAUGCCAAGGAACUUCGACCCCUCCUGGUUUUCAUUUGGGCUAAAAUACUUGCUGUAGAUAAUACUUGUCAAGCUGAUUUAGUACGUGACCAUGGCCAUAAAUAUUUUUUGUCCGUUUUGCAAGAUACCUCAAUGCAGAGUGAAUACAGAACAUUGGCAGCUUUUGUACUUGCUUGUAUAGUUAACAAUUAUCCCCCGGGUCAAGAAGCUGCCUUGCAAGGUAGUUUAGUAUCUAUUUGUCUAGAGCAGCUUGGGGAUGCUAAUCCUCUAUUAAGGCAGUGGUUAUGCUUGUGCCUUGCGCGCUUAUGGCACAAUUAUGAUAAAGCUAGGUGGUGUGGCGUACGAGAUAUUGCGCACGAAAAACUUUAUAAUCUCUUGCAAGACCCCGUGCCAGAGGUUCGCGCUGCCAGUGUGUAUGCAUUAGGAACUUUUAUAAACAGCGUGACAAAACGAAGUGAACACGCCAACAAUAUUGACCAAACUAUUGCUAUGAUGUUAAUUAAUACAGUGACCUACGAUAUGUGUCCUCUAGUCAGAAAAGAAUUGGUAGUAGCUCUUCAGUGGAUGGUUUUGCAUUUUGAAAAUUCCUUUGUUACCUUGGCCAUUGCUGAAGAAAAUAGCAGAAGAGAUCUGGUUGUCGAAACUCUUUCACCUUUCAGCGGCAUGAGAAGAAUCGGUUCCAAAGAUAGGCUAAAAAUGCUGUCGCCGAACAGUACUUAUAGUAUAGACACGACCGACGGAUUCGGUCCUGAUAAAAUCAAACGAGUUUCUUCAGUUUCAUCGAUUAGCAGCUUAGGAAAUAAUUGGGAGUUUGUGAGGAAACCUUGUGAAUCGUUGGGCCACAGUUCUCUCGGAAACUUGCCUAGUCUUUCAUACGGAAGCGUCUAUAUGAAACUUUGGCAUGGAUUAUGCGGACUUGAUAAUGAUCCUCAUCCUGGCGUUUCUCAAAUGGCACAAAAAGUUACAAAUUACAUUCGAAGUCAGGUAAAAGAAUCAUCGGCUCCAAAAGAAGUAGGCGACGCUAAAAUGUCGUCAUCUUUAUCGUUACCUCCGUCUCCAUCCAACAGAACUAAUUAUUUGAGCAAUAGUAAAGGGGAAUCACCGCCUACCGUAGCGUCAGCGACGGACCUUUUACGGUCUACGAGAUUGUCAACUCAUACAAGUCGUGCAAGAAAACCUAUACCAAAUACGAUAUCGGAAGAAUCGGAUGAGGUACCAGGAAUCAAGUGUCCAUUAAUAACCUCGCAAUUUGUUGAAUGGAGUUGUGCCCAAUUUGCUCAACCCGUGAGUUUUGAUGCAGAAGCCGAGUCCACGAACGACGUUGAGAGUCGCGCGCAUCACGAACGCGAGUGGCGGUACUCGCGAAACAAAAAGCAGAGAAGGGAAGUAAAAGAGGAACAGUUGAAGGCAGUAAAUGGACGGAUAGAGUCACAUGCAUUUCAAUGGCGUUGUCCGCAACCACCGGAAGUUUUACUUUUUCAUCCUUUUGACUCUCACUUAGCCGUGGCAUGUAAAGAUUAUUUUGGAAUAUGGGAUUAUCAAAGUGGAUCAAAACUUACGUACCACCCAAGUCGAGGAACUAGACCAUCUAAAAUAACAACUUUGGAAUUCAUCAAUUCCCACGACGUAGCAUUAUUGAUGGUAGGAUCAGACGAUGGCUCUAUUAGAGUUUGGAAAAAUUAUUACAAUAUGUUAGGACGUGAGCCUAUACUUCUGACCGCUUGGCAAGCUCUGGGUGAUCUUCAGCCGGUUGUUAAGGGCUCUACAGGCACUGCGGGUCUGGUAACGAGCUGGGAGCAGCAAUCUUUGACACUAGCGGUAACAGGUGACGUAAAAAGUGUGCGACUAUGGAAUGCCGAAACAGAAUUGAAAGUGCAGGACAUUCCUACGGGUGCUGAUUGUUGCGUUACUUGUCUAGAUACAGACAAUGCAGGUAACAUGAUGGUGCUUGGCUGUGGAGAUGGUUCGGUACGCGUGUUUGAUAGAAGGUUGCCGGCUACGGAAUCGAGAGUUAUGACUUACAGAGAGCACAAUGCAUGGGUUCUGGGGGCGUAUCUGAAAAAAUCUGCGAGUUCACCAAUCAGACUGAUAACGGGAUCUUCUUCUGGUGACAUUCGAUUUUUCGAUCUCAGGAAAAACUCAUCUGUUAAUAUGGUCCAAACGACACAUGGAAUAACGUCCUUCGUGAUGCAUGAAUCUGCAGAUAUUUUUGGAUGCAGUUCUACAAACCAGUGCAUCAGUAUGUAUAAUAUAUCAGGUAAUCACCUCAACACAAUCAAGUUUCACGAGGGCUUCAUGAGCACGAGGAUCGGCCCUGCAAGUUGUCUUAGUUUUCAUCCACAUCGGGUCGUUUUGGCCGCUGGUUGCGUUGAUAACACUGUGAUCGCUUACGGCCUUGAGCAUCGCAGAUGACCAUCCGAGAUGGAACUCUUAUAGAGUUACAUUUCCCACCUUGUUCGCUGAGAGGAAUUGUGCAAAUCAAGUAAAAUUAUGUUUAAAAGACGAGUAACGUUAACUAGAUCGAGAACAUCGGUGCACCCUUAAACAUUUUAAUUCUCGAUAUGAAUUCUGCUACUUCGAUCCGCUUUUCUCGAUCUUUAUACGUCUACGUACACUAUAUGCAGAGAAGCCAAGACAAUUUAAAUGAAGCGCACUAAACCAAAUGCUACGCCGCAGUACGAUUAAUGAUUUUGUUACGUAGUGUGUACGAUUUUUUAUAGGGUAUAAGCAACUUGCAACUUAUACCGAUAGAUGUGAUAUUUUAAAAGCCACUACGAUUAUUUUCCACCAAGGAAUGACGAAUAAUGUAAAAAGAAAUGUUAAACCUCUUGUUGAAUGGUAUAUGCUACCUAUGUAAAUACAUAUGCACACGCACGCAUAUACAAAAAAAGUAUAAGAUUACAAAAAGAAAACUUGCGCUGACUGUAAAUUUGUGUGCCUGAGCGAUGUAUGCUAAUCGAAAUAAAAAUGAAGGUAUGUUUGAUAACGACAAAGGCCUAUGUCUGUGUGCUUGCGUAUUUGCCAUAAAAAUGCAUUCGCUUCGGAAGCGCACCCGAGCGCGUGCAAAUCAUGAUUAUGCCAUUGUACAAUAUUUUCGACAGAGCUUAGUAAAGCGUACUUAAGAUUUUUUUAAAUGACAAAGCCCUCUAUUUACAAUAAAAACUAAAACUAACACUCCACCAAUAAUAUGCAAGGAGAAACUAGUCAAGUAGCGAAGAUUAACAAAACGCGUUGGAUAGACGAGCGCAUACACCGAGGAGAAAAUGAUAAAUAUACACAUAAAUAAUAAAAGUGAACGCAUACACACAAUGCAAUGUACCAUCUUUGCACAUAGUAGCCUUCCAACCCAUAUAACAAUAAAGUACAAUGCAAUGACAUUAAAGCAAAUAA